This is a messenger RNA of Oppia nitens, 902 nucleotides long. RefSeq names its product ER membrane protein complex subunit 8-like (gene EMC8-9). The coding region runs from base 99 to 815 and encodes 238 amino acids. Lineage: Eukaryota; Metazoa; Arthropoda; Arachnida; Sarcoptiformes; Oppiidae. The transcript is spliced from 2 exons. Gene Ontology annotation, cellular component: EMC complex. The record is from RefSeq and is a predicted model, not a curated record.
UAAUAAUGUAUGACUUGUUAUACAAAAUAAGUGACAAAUAUAUAGACAUUUAAGCCGUAAAGCAAUGACUAAUGAGUUGAAUGAAAGCAUUGAAUUGAAUGACUCUAUUGAAUGGUUGUAUUAAAUGGUUGUAUAACUCAAGUGUCGAUUAUCUGCCAAUUGUUGUGUCAUUUGAAGACAUGGAUGUGAUUGUAUGGACCCGUUGUUACGUUAAGAUGUGUAUGCAUUCACUCAAAUAUCCGCAUUCAACAGUCUGUGGUCUUCUUGUUUGUCAAAAGUCAAAGAAGUCGUCGAACCAAACAGUGAUGGAGAUCUUGGACUGCAUUCCUCUGAUUCAUUCGGGACAUGGAUUGACACAUGUCUUGGAAACGGCACUCAUUCAGAUAUCCAAUUACUAUAAAUCAAGUGAUGUCCAAAUCGGCGGUCUAUAUCAGGCAAACAAAUACUUCUUCGACUCGACGCCCACUGUAUUUGCCCAACGAAUUGGUGAGAAGUUACUCGAAAAUAACUCGGAAGCGAUGGUAGUGAUGGUCAAUAAUCUAGGGUUAGCUCAAGCAUUGGACGAUCACAAUGAGAUCGAGUCGGCCCUAACGGUCUACCAUUUCAAUGACCAGAAAUGGAAGUCCCGAUCGGGUGGAUAUCAUUUUGAUAACCCGAAGCAAGCCUUUGACGCCGUCCAAGAGUUCAUAUUUAAGGAUCAAAAGCACUUAAAUCUCAUUGACUUUGAUAACCAUUUGGAUGACAUCCGUUUGGAUUGGAAUAACAAACACAUCAAUGAUAUGAUCGACAAAUGGAUCAAAGUUUCAGAUAUUUAGUUAAUUAUAUUAAUAUAAAUCAAAACAAUACUUGAUUUAAUGUCUCAAAACACUUGACAUUUAGUUUAUAUUUAUAUAUAGAAAAUA